CUUCUAGAGGAGGAUGUUGCUGCGCUCAUGGCUCCCAGACCGCGUAUCCCAAUGCAAUACUAAAUAACUUCAAUGAAAGGAAAAGCAUUGACUCUGUUUAUAGCAGAGAAGUGCAUUUUUAAAAAUAUUACAUUUUUUAGUUUAACACCGUAGCUUUUUUAAUCUCCCUUAUAUGCGAGCGAGCUAUGGAUGUGCAGGUUGCAAACCACUGCAGCGCCAAGUCUGCGGCGAAACCGCAGAGUGCAGCUGAAUGCGGGAUAGAAAACGCUCCAAAGAAGAAAUCUCGGACGAGAAGAGGCAGAAGAGGGAAGAGACGGAGGGGCAAGAAGGCCAACGAGCCUCCGCCGUUUCUCCCACCGGAGGCUGAAGAGGGGAACAUUGAAUAUAAGUUGAAGCUGGUAAACCCCACACAGUAUCGCUUUGAGCACUUGGCCACGCAGUUGAAAUGGCGACUGCAGGAGGGCCGGGGGGAGGCGGUGUAUCAGAUUGGGGUGGAGGAUAAUGGUCUGCUGGUUGGACUUACAGAAGAAGAUAUGAAAGCAUCACUUAAGACUCUUCGCAGAAUGGCCGAAAAGGUUGGAGCUGAUAUCACACUUCUGAGAGAGAGGGAGGUGGACUGCGACAGAGCUCGACGGAAAAUCGCAGAAGUUCUCGUGAGGAAAGUUCCAGAUGACCAGCAGUUCCUGGAUCUUCGUGUGGCGGUUCUGGGUAACGUGGACUCAGGGAAGUCUACUCUGCUGGGAGUGUUGACUCAAGGCGAGCUGGAUAAUGGACGCGGCAGGGCGAGACUCAACCUAUUUAGACACUUGCACGAGAUCCAGACUGGACGCACGUCCAGCAUCAGUUUUGAGAUCCUUGGCUUCAACAGCAAAGGAGAGGUUGUAAACUACAGUGACUCCCGUACAGCGGAGGAGAUCUGUGAGAGCUCUUCUAAGAUGAUCACGUUUAUUGAUCUGGCUGGUCAUUAUAAGUACUUGAAGACCACCAUAUUUGGCUUGACAAGCUACUGUCCAGAUUUUGCCAUGCUGGUGGUGGGAGCCAAUACUGGCAUUGCUGGCACAACUAGGGAGCACUUGGGUUUGGCGAUGGCGCUGAAGGUGCCCAUAUUUAUUGUGGUGAGUAAAGUGGACCUCUGUGGGAAAAGCACAGUGGAGAAAACGGUCCGUCAGCUGGAGCGAGUGCUCAAACAGCCCGGUUGCAACAAGGUCCCCAUGGUGGUGGCCAACCCUGACGAUGCCGUCACUGCGGCACAGCAGUUCGCACAAUCCUCUAGUGUGACACCCAUCUUCACCCUCUCCAGUGUAUCUGGUGAGAAUCUGGACCUUUUGAAGGUCUUUUUCAACAUACUUCCUCCUCUGAGCAACAGCAAAGAGCAAGAGGAGCUCAUGCAGCAGCUCACGGAGUUCCAGGUGGAUGAGAUUUACAGUGUUCCUGACGUAGGGACAGUGGUUGGUGGAACACUGUACAGUGGUGUGUGUCGUGAAGGAGACCGGCUGGUUGUUGGUCCCACGGAUGAUGGGAGGUUCCUGAGGUUGAAGGUGUGCAGUAUUCACAGGAAUCGCUCCGGCUGCCGCGUGCUGAGAGCCGGACAGGCUGCCACGCUUGCGCUUGGCAACUUCGAUCGCUCUUUACUACGAAAGGGCAUGGUUAUGGUGAGUCCUAAAAUGAACCCUACAAUUUGCUGGCAGUUUGAGGCCGCCAUUGUCCUCCUGUUCCACGCCAAGACUUUCCGCCGUGGUUUCCAGGUCACGGUGCAUGUGGGGAACGUGAGGCAGACCGCCACGGUGGAGUGCCUCCUUGGGAAGGAGGAGCUGCGCACAGGCGAGAGAGCCGUAGUGUGUUUCAGAUUCUUGAAGCACCCCGAGUACUUGCGCGUGGGAGCCAAACUGCUCUUCAGAGAGGGGGUGACCAAAGGCAUAGGACACGUGACGCACCUCCUUCCUUCCACCCAGAACCACUUGCCUGAUCAGAACCGCAACCAGAACCACAGUUAGACAUGGCAGGAGUGAGACCAUAUGUCAAAAGAGGACACUUUCUGUACUUGCCUUGAGUUCGCUUCCCCUAGUUUUAUCACACACCUUUCAUUUUCAAGCAGAUUUGCCUGUGUGUAAAUGCUCUUCAUUCCUGUGACAUUUGGAGGGUUGUGGGACAGCGAUUUAACGAUUAGGUUUUAUGUCUAAUGGUGUUUGGAAACAUCUCAUGCGUUUCACAUCUUAGCUUAAAAGCUGGCUGACCUUAAGGAAAGCAUGUAGGAUUUCCAGUCGCUAAGUUGGAGCAGAUUUCUGCAGGAAAAACUCCUGACUGCAGACUGCAUUAUAGAUAAGAAAACGAUCAUAGUAGAUUUAGAAAUUUGUAUUUUUUGUCAGCAGUAGUAAUACUUCUCCCGAUCCUUAGUAUUAAACAUGUACAGUAAAUUUGGCGCACACACCUUGGACCUUUUCUUUUUACAAAGAUUCACACAGGAAGGCUGAAAGCAAGAUUAUAAGGGUGCUUUCACACUGGCAGUUGCUAAUGCUAAUGUGCUAAUUGCUAAUGAGAUAACUGUUGUGCAAACCAAACCUGGGUCCACAACAGGGUACCAAACCCAAGGCCCCGUCCCAAAUGGCACCUAACACUCGCAGCCUUCCUACGAGUCAGCACUUUCGACGAUAUAUUUAGUUCAAUAAAACACAUGUAAGGAUGUUAGUGUUGAAGAUAUAACUUGGAUACAAGUAAGCCUGCAGUGUAAUCGUGCAUAGCAAGCGGCAAAUAAUGGAAAAGCACUGUCUCCUAGAUUGAUUCAGUUUGCAAGCAGCAGAAAGACAACUUUCAUGCGACUUACAUACAGUAAACCCAAUUGUCGUUUACUCUGCUGCGCAUAAUAGCAUCAAAUUAAUAAAAAACAAUAUAUUUUCUAUCAUGCGGUGUGCAUGUUUGUAAUGAUGUAAGGUGAACGCAAAUGCACCAGUGUUCGAUAGAAUCGAGUCGAGCGUGAAACCAGACCAGCGCUGUGGGAGGCAUCGGGAACACGGCCGCAGCAAACGUGCGAAAGCCCCCUUAGUGUAGGCCUUAAGCCCAAAGUAUACUUCAGUUUUGACGUGAAACCACUGGCAGUGUGUAUGCUAUUUCUCUUCAGACGUUUUGACCAAUAAAAAAGUUGUCAGGUAUCUCUUAACCCCUUCACACAAGUGCUCAUCAGCACAGGUGUCUAUUGAUUUGUUGUUACAGUUGGACAUUGAAACUGAAACACCCGGUUUUAGACCACAAUCAUUUAUUGGUAUGGUGUUGGCCCUCCUUUUGGGGGCAAACAGAGCAUCGAUUGGUCUUAGGGAUGACAGAUACAAGUCCUUCAGAGUGGCCAGAGCGAUUUUGAGCUCUCACUGUAUGAUCUUUAUGGUCCUUUAUGGUUGUUGCUUGUCAAACUGUACAAUUCUGUAGCAAUGAGUUUGGUUGUCCUGUUUCCUGCUAGUAGGAGCAGUUGUGAUGAUGUGCCAGAACUUUGUCGGGGGCUAAGAUUUGUCAGAAAGGCAGCUAGGAAUGAUUCCCCAAAAUUGUCUUGAAUGGAAGAAUUGACCCUUCACAGGCAGCUUGAGUGACAGGUGAUCUGACCAAUUAUACUUUGCCAUCCGCCAUUUUGUCCGACAAAGCAGUCAGGAGAGUCAUGGUGCGUUUCUAUUAUAGCCAACGAACCGACUCGGACCUCGGAUAUAACGUCACGUCCACACUUAAAGCGUUCUAUUAUGUUUUGUUCGUCCGAGUCGGAGAAAAAAAUGGACGCCAAAUGGACGAAAAUGUGAUUUAGCACUUACAUUAAAAAAAAAUAUUAUGACUACACCUUAUCAAAACGCAGCCCUUCGAACUUGAAAAUGUUCACUUUCUUUCUUUUUCAUGUUAAUCUUCUGUUAGCAACGCUUACAACGUUAGUAAUUGCACUCACAGCCAAUUCCCAUACCUACAGGGGACGCAGUAAUACGUCAUUUAAAAUACCAAAGCGAUUAAAAAACAAUGAAAACAAUUCAUACUUACAAGUCACACAGGGCGCAGCCAUCUUGAAUUCCGAAACGGAAUUCUUGCUCGGUGUGUUCUCACGGUUGUCCGAUGUCCUAGAGGAGAAAUCCGAAGAAAGGGGGAGUGUUGUUAGGCAACGUCUGUCGUCCAAUUCGGAUCCCUGAGACGGAUAAAAAAUAGAACGCACCAUUAGUAGAUUAACAUGGGA
Molecule: messenger RNA, 4195 nt
Organism: Pimephales promelas (fathead minnow)
Lineage: Eukaryota; Metazoa; Chordata; Actinopteri; Cypriniformes; Leuciscidae
Gene: gtpbp2b
Product: GTP binding protein 2b
Biological process (GO): translational elongation
Molecular function (GO): translation elongation factor activity; GTPase activity; GTP binding
Source: RefSeq, a predicted model, not a curated record